Messenger RNA from Physella acuta, 1866 nucleotides. RefSeq names its product fructose-bisphosphate aldolase-like. Gene Ontology annotation, molecular function: fructose-bisphosphate aldolase activity. Gene Ontology annotation, biological process: glycolytic process. The record is from RefSeq and is a predicted model, not a curated record. NCBI's taxonomy places the organism in Eukaryota, Metazoa, Mollusca, Gastropoda, Physidae.
ACUCACGCUUGACCUUAGAACCUGUAGGUCACUCACACCUGACCUUAGAACCUGUAGGUCACUCACAUCUGACCUUGGAACCUGUAGGUCACUCACACCUGACCUUGGAACCUGUAGGUCCUGCACAUGUCAUGCACCUCAUCCUAGGACCUACCUGCGUGUCGUCCUACCAGCCUCAACCAUCAGUUUAACCACCAGUUUAACCAUCAGUUUAACCACCAGUUAACAACGAAUGACAAAAUACAGCACCACAAGUUUACAGUACUACUCGUUAAUAAUUAGCUAACAGUACCAUCAAUUAGCAGUACCACUAGUUAACCGUAUAAUUAGUUAACGACAACAAAACACAGUACCAUUAAUCAUUUGAAAAGUCCAGUACUGACCACUAUGGCAAGGGACACAAUCGACUUCAAUCUUCCGAAUAGCUUCGAUGGAUAAAUGCUCCUCACCCCCCUCUGUUUAGUGGCGAGAUUGGAUAUAGAAGGAUACUUGAAAUUAUUUCCAUACCGGUGAAGUAUACCUUACCACAACUUCUUUCAACUUGACAAUGAAACAGAUUCUUGAUGAAAAACAACUUUAACCAACGAACCAGAUUUUAAUGAUAAUCAACUUCCGGUAAAGCUCAGAUAUCUUCAUCAUCAGGCCGGCAUUAUGAAAUCUGAGGUCCAUUUCAGUGAAACAACAUCGAAGCUCUGCAAUGCCGUGAGAAAAGCCGUGAAGCCGGCACUCCGGCUGAAGAAAUUCAAAGCCCGUGUCGACCGGACGACCGAGGUGCUGAAGAACCGGUUCGCGGACAACUUGAGCAAAGAGCAGGAGCAGUUUUUGAAGAAUACGGCGAAACUGUUGAUGGAGCCGGGCAAGGGGAUAUUGUCUGCUGAUGACUCAGUUCGACAACUGGACAUGAAGCUCAAGGCUAUCAACCUGGAGCCCUGGGAACAACACAGACGACGCUACAACGAGAUGCUCCUGAGUAUGGGGAUGCAGGUCAACUACUACCUGAGCGGGGUGCUCAUGAAGGAGGACGUGGUCACACAGAAGGCCUACAGGGGCAAGAGGCUGACGGCCAUGUUGAAGGAGGCCAACAUUAAACUGGGGAUUAGGGCAGACAAAGGUCUGGUGCCCAUUGCUGGAACCGCCAACGAAUGGACAUCGACCGGGUAUGACGGGCUGGAGGAUGCCUGCAAGCGGUUCAAGGAUCUGGGGGCCGUCUUCACACUCUGGCGGUGCGUCUAUACCAUCGGACCCCACACCCCAUCCCGACUGGCUUUGGUGGAGAACAGCAACACCCUGGCCAGGUACGCCGUCGUGAGCCAGAGGGUGGGGCUGGUGCCCAUCGUCUCCCCCGAGAUGCAUCUGGCAGACGAUCACAGCCAGCAGACGGCCCAGCACGUGCUGAGGGACAUCUUGUCCAACCUGGUCAUCGCCCUGUACCAUCACCAGGUCUACAUGGAGGGCGUCAUCAUCCGUAUCACAGCGGCCAUGCCGGGCAGGAAGUGCCCCAAGUCGUGCUUGUUCACCAGCGUCGGUGAGGGCACGCUGAAGAUCGUCAAUGAGUGCAUUCCUCCAGCUAUUGGUGGGAUCAUGCUAGCCAGCUUGGGAGAUUUGAACCGCUCCAUCGAGGUCCUAGACGAGAUGAACAAGUGCCCCAUCAAGAAGCCGACCCUGAUCAGCUUCUGCUUCAGCCACGUCAUCCAGGACGGGGUGGACAAGAUCUGGAUGGGCCAGGACAGGAACGUGCUGCGUGCUCACGAUGUCUUGAUCGCACGGGCCAAGAGCUGCAGUGUGGCGUCCAUGGGCCAGUGUCAAGAACAGAAUUGUUCCAUGUUCAUCAGCAACAUAUCCAGAUACUGAGAGGGGGGGGGGGGG